AUGUCAUGGCAAGCACAUGAUGGUCUGGAAUUUGGCCACUCAGCGUCCAUCACGCGUAUCAGCGAACAGAGGCCUUAUCGGGAAAUACCUCCUAUCCUGCGUACGAAAUUUCACCUUUGCAGUCAUAGUUCAGAAGAUACUUACACAUUGCUAGGACUAACAAAGGAAAAAAUAAAUGACGAAGUUACAGCUCUCCUACAAAAUACCACUCGAGAUUGGAUGAUCAACUGCAGUCAAAAUCACGAGAAAUGCCAAUUAGCCCAGCACUUCAAAGAAAAAUCUGAUUCUAUACCAACUCGAUUGAUAGAUGUUCAAUCCGACAACGGAGACACAGUCAGGCUUGUCGAUACGAAGGAAGAGUUAGCCGGCACAAUGCAACCCGUGUAUCUUAUUUUGAGUUAUUGUUGGGGAGCAGGAAACGAAGCGGCAAAAACAACACAGAAUAAUUAUCGCCAAAGAAAGCAUCAAAUUGUGGUCCGAAAUUUACCAAAAACAAUUCGCGACGCUAUUGCUGUGACAAGGAUCAUGGGGAUCCGAUAUCUCUGGGUUGACGCACUCUGCAUCAUCCAACCGGCUGACGACGACUUUCUUGAUGACUGGAAUAUCGAAGCAGCCCAAAUGGGGAGCUACUAUUCCAACGCUCAGUUAUGCAUCUCUGCUUUAUCCACAUCAGAUAGCUCGGAUGGAUUCCUUAGAGAGAGACACUCAGCUCGAUAUCCCUGGAGAGAAGGAGAAUACCUCCAACAUGGAGAAAACUUCUUUUCUAUCAAACCACCUGAAGAAAUAACGCCAGAACCGAACAUCAAAUUUAUGCCGCUAAUGAAACGGGCGUGGGCCCUGCAAGAAAGGAUUUUAUCCAUCCGAAGAUUACACUGGAGCAUGGCCGGCCUGUUAUGGGAGUGUGACAGUGGUAUGUUCCAGGAGAAUCAA
Molecule: messenger RNA, 930 nt
Organism: Trichoderma virens Gv29-8
Lineage: Eukaryota; Fungi; Ascomycota; Sordariomycetes; Hypocreales; Hypocreaceae
Exons: 1
Source: RefSeq, a predicted model, not a curated record